Messenger RNA from Cryphonectria parasitica EP155, 177 nucleotides. RefSeq lists its product as uncharacterized. The record is from RefSeq and is a predicted model, not a curated record. The transcript has a single exon. The annotation marks the transcript as partial. Lineage: Eukaryota; Fungi; Ascomycota; Sordariomycetes; Diaporthales; Cryphonectriaceae.
ACAUUGCUGCUAAUGUCCAUUACCCUCUUGAAGAUCUCAUGCCGGACCUGGCCCCCCCGGUCUCGAGGCUCCGACCUGGCUCCUGAUGAGCGAGAAACAUGGUGGCGGCAGCAGCAGUGCAUAAACAACUUCCUCAGAUGUCCGGCCCGUGAUCUUUUCGUCUCUUUGGAAAUCUGA